AUGGCCAAGGAGGCGACAGAGGGUCAGGUGACCAGAAAGAGAGAGAAGAAGAAGACAGAGGAGGCAACAGAGCAAUUGAAGGAGAGAGAGGAGGCGACAGAGGGACAGGUGACCAGAAAGAGAGAGAAGGCGACAGAGCAAUUGAAGGAGAGCGAGGAGGCGACAGAGGGUCAGGUGACCAGAGAGAGAGAGAAGAAGGAGACAGAGGAGGUGACAGAGCAAUUGAAAGAGAGCGAGGAGGCGACAGAGGGUCAGGUGACCAGAGAGAGAGAGAAGAAGAAGGAGACAGAGGAGGCGACAAAGGUUUCGCCUCAAGCGUCUGUGUUUGCCUUGGGAGACUGUGAGCGCGACCGCGACCCCUCCCACUCUGUCGUUCCGAACGUGCCGUGUGCAAAGACGCGUCUUUCCCGCCCCCGCCACCCCCUCACAACAAAUCAAGCAUGGAGGAUCCCGAUAAAAAACGAGACGGCGGAGCGAGACGACAUUGUUUCUAAAAGGAGAAACAACGGUUCCAUCAUAUGGAAAUGGUUUGGUUUUAAAAAAAAAGAUGAGCAGCAGCUGCAGGUCAUCUGUAGGGAAUGCAACAAAACAGUUGCGUCCAAAAGUGGAAGCACGACCAAUCUUUUCCACCAUUUGCAGCAGCGGCACAAAGUGCAAUACGAGGAAUGUGUGAAACUCCGUGGCUGUGCUGCUGCUGCUGCAUCACCGACCGCGAAAGCAUCUUCUGCGGCUGCCCCAAAACAAUGUCUAUUGCAAGAAUCCUUCACUCGUGGUGAGCCAUAUGACAAGAAAACCGCAAAGUGGCGUGAGAUCACUAAAGCGGUAGCCUACCACAUUGCAAAAGACAUGGUCCCGGUCGCAACGGUCGCCCAGGAUGGUUUCAAAAAGUUGCUCCGAACAAUGGACCCAAGGUACAAUUUGCCAAAUCGAAACUAUUUCUCUGAAGAAGUGCUGCCAGAGAUGUACACCACUCUCAGGCAAAAGCUGACAGCCCGGCUCGCAACAGUAAAAUAUUUUGCGGUCACUACCGACAUGUGGUCCAGUAGGACCUGCGAGCCGUAUAUGUCAUUGACAGUUCAUUUUAUCGAGGACUGGAGAAUGGAGUCGGCGUGCCUCCAAACCAGCUACUUUCCUCAAGAUCACACCGGAGAGCACAUCGCUGAAGCCCUGCAGGAUGCCCUCUCAAGCUGGAAGCUGGAGGAAAAGCGGCUGGUGGCCAUAACCACCGACAACGGGAGCAACGUUGUUAAAGCGGCCCAACUGCUAAAAUGGCUGAGGAUGCAAUGCUUUGGUCACCGACUUCAUUUGGCCAUUGGACAUGGCAUGGAUGAUCACCGCAUCACAAGGUGCAUUGCGCUGUGCAAGAAAAUGGUCAGCAGCUUUUCCUAUAGCUGGAAACGGAGGAGAGAAUUGGCUGAGGUGCAGAUUCAGCUGGGUCUACCGACUCACCAGCUCAUCACAGAGUCAGCCACACGUUGGGGAUCGAGACAGCAGAUGAUCAGCAGGGUCCUGGAGCAAGAGGCAGCCCUCUCCAAAGUCCUGUUUGCUGACAAGAAGUCGAGACAUCUUGUCCUUAACUGGCAGGACGUAGAGGUCCUGCAGGCAGUCCAGAAAGUCCUGAAGCCCCUUCAUGACUUCACAGACGCUCUCUCCGGUGAAGAGUAUGUCACCCUCUCCUACGUCAGGCCUGUGCUACACCUCUUCAACUCAAGUCUCCUAAUAUGGGAAGAUGAUGAUAGUGAGCUGUGUAGGUCGAUCAAGACCAGAAUCUUGGAUUACCUUAAUGCCAAGUAUGCUGACCCAGACACAAGUGACCUUUUGGAUAUGGCAUCACUUGCGGAUCCACGUUUCAGGGUCCAAUACAUCCCAGGUGAAAGAGUUGAGGCACUGAAACACAGAGCUGUGUUGGAGGUGGAGGCCUUGCAGGCUGAUUUGGGCGGAGGUAAGCCGGACCCGGCUGGCCCUGUGCCAGAGGAACCAGGAAUGCCAACACCAUCCACAAAGAAGAAGUCACUGGCCAGCUUCUUCAAGCAGAGCACAGCCACCAACACCAGGCUGACACAGAGGGAGGCGAUUGAAAGUGAGCUUACAAGCUACUUACAGUCAGCUAUCAUCGACCACGACACAGAUCCUCUCCAAUGGUGGAAGAUGCAUGCCGAUAUUUUUCCAGCACUGAGCCUCCUGGCAAAAAAGUACCUUUGCGCACCAGCAACCAGUUCCCCUUCUGAAAGGGUUUUCAGUUGCAGCGGCAACAUUGUCAACUGUCACAGGGCAUCCCUGAAGCCUGAGGCGGUUGAUAGACUAGUUUUCCUUGCACAAAACCUGUAA
Anoplopoma fimbria (sablefish) is the source of this 2328-nucleotide messenger RNA. RefSeq names its product E3 SUMO-protein ligase ZBED1-like. Lineage: Eukaryota; Metazoa; Chordata; Actinopteri; Perciformes; Anoplopomatidae. The transcript is spliced from 3 exons. Gene Ontology annotation, molecular function: DNA binding; protein dimerization activity. The record is from RefSeq and is a predicted model, not a curated record. The coding region runs from base 1 to 2328 and encodes 775 amino acids.